Molecule: messenger RNA, 684 nt
Organism: Naegleria fowleri
Lineage: Eukaryota; Heterolobosea; Eutetramitea; Acrasida; Naegleriidae
Exons: 1
Coding region: 1-684 (227 amino acids)
Source: RefSeq, a predicted model, not a curated record
AUGUCAUCAAAAGCAUCCUCAGGGAAAGGGAAUGCCAAAAACAAAAAUGCAAAAGCAGGAGAAAAAACGGAGGCUGACAUUAUUCAAGAACAAAAGGAGGAAAUUAAAAAACUGAAACUUCGAAUUGAAACAUUGGAACGAUACAUGGUGUUGCGAUCGGAACAAACACAGAAAGCAAGAGCUUCAGAAAUGGAGAUGAAAUCUAAACUUUCUCAACUCGAUGAAGAUUUUGAGAAGGAAAAGAUGGAACGAUUUCAUAUCGCUUCCGAUAUGAUUCGUCAAUACAAGGCUCUCCAAAAAACCUUAAUCGAAAAGUUGAAUGCAAGUGAACAAAAGAAUACAUCACUGGCAGAUCAGUUGCAUCUGGCAAAGGUGGCACUCCAUGAAGUGAAAAAAGAAAAGGAUCAAAUCAUUGAAAUGAAACAACGAGAAAUUGAAGAACAACGUCAAAAGAUGCAAAGUAUGGUUGUUGAGUUUAGUAACAUGUUAAAAGAAACAUUGGCCAAAAUGGGAAAUACUAUUCAACAAGAGAAAGAGUUCCAAGAUGAUUCAACAUAUAAUUUAGUGAAUAAUUCAAGACUGUUAGAUUUCAUUCCGCCAGAAAUGAUUCAAAAUUUGAAAAUGCAGGCCAAUGCACCACCACUACCAUCCACUUCUCAUCCAACCAUCACAACUUCCAAGUAA